GAGGGCUCGAGAUCUAACACCGGCUGGCGUUUGUUCUGUACCUUAAAAGUCUCUAUGAAAUGGAAAAUCGCGGGAUCGCCAAUAUUCUCUAUUACUUGAUGCUAAACGCACCACUUUUGCUGUGUGUUAACGCAACAUUUCUUGAAGUCCCCCAGGAUGUGACUGCUAAAGAAGGCGAUGACAUUGAGAUGUCGUGUGCGUUUCGAGCCAGCGGGACCACCUCGUAUUCCCUGGAGAUCCAGUGGUGGUACCUGAAGGAAGCUGCCAAGGAGCUGGCACACGAGAUGACCCUCGGCGCCCAAGGAAACAGGGCCAAGGUACCAGUAAAUAAGGAUGCCACCAAAAUAAGCACUGUCCGGGUGAUGGGCAAUGACAUUUCCCAUAAGCUGCGGCUCUCUGGUGUUAAGAAGGAGGAUGAGGGUGUCUAUGAAUGCCGAGUCACCGACUUUAUCGACGACGAAACUCAGGAACACAAAGCCCAGGCCACUUUACGGGUCACAGCCCGCUACAGCCCGGAGAUGCAAGCUGCCGAAGCUGUCUCCCACAUUCAGAGUAACGGACCCCGCAGGAGCAGCGUGCGCUCCACCCCAGUGCCCGGCUCAGACAGGCGGCGAGGGGCAGAAGUAGGCUCUGGCAGCGAGGCAGCCCCCUCAUCCACCCCCGCCUCUGUCUCCCCGCCCCCGGGCAACGCAGCCAUUAUCGGGCAGCAUACCUCCGGUGGGAAACCAACGCAGACACUAACUUCAGGUUUUGAACCCCUUUCUGCAUCUCACCCAUUCCUGUUUAUCUCUCUGCUGAUCUUACAAAGGCUCUGCACAUAUUAGUAAGCCUUGACUGAUUUCUCCAAAGUAAUCUUUCUCAAGCAAACAAAGAAAAUGUGCAGUGGAGACAAAAAAAAAAUAAGACUAUGAAGAGUGAAGAAUUUCAAAACUGGUUAGAUCAAACUGCCUUUCAAAAAUUGCAAAGGAAGCACUUGAAGGCUUGAGAGGGAAAAAUGUUUAUCUGAGGACGACCUUCAAAAAUUUUCAGCAGUCCAAUGUUGCACAUUCUAAAUGUUCUCGACGUGGUAAAUUAAUUUCCCGAUAAACACAAUGUAAAGCCUUGCUGUAUGUAGCAUGGCAAUUGUUAUUAAUAAGAUUAUUUUCUUGGUAAAUAAUCCACCUGCUUGUUUUCUGCACAAUUCACUCCAUAGCCACCUAUCAGUUCUUGAUAUU
This is a messenger RNA of Carcharodon carcharias (great white shark), 1214 nucleotides long. RefSeq names its product V-set and transmembrane domain containing 2B (gene vstm2b). The transcript has 6 exons. The coding region runs from base 60 to 824 and encodes 254 amino acids. The record is from RefSeq and is a predicted model, not a curated record. NCBI's taxonomy places the organism in Eukaryota, Metazoa, Chordata, Chondrichthyes, Lamniformes, Lamnidae.